This is a messenger RNA of Brassica oleracea var. oleracea, 1293 nucleotides long. RefSeq lists its product as uncharacterized. Gene Ontology annotation, cellular component: nucleus. Gene Ontology annotation, biological process: positive regulation of DNA-templated transcription. The coding region runs from base 136 to 1107 and encodes 323 amino acids. NCBI's taxonomy places the organism in Eukaryota, Viridiplantae, Streptophyta, Magnoliopsida, Brassicales, Brassicaceae. The record is from RefSeq and is a predicted model, not a curated record. Gene Ontology annotation, molecular function: transcription coactivator activity. The transcript is spliced from 7 exons.
UAAUUCGGAUUUUUUUGGACCCUAACUUCUGAUCCUUCAACUUCUGAACAUUACUUUAAAGCUCUCAGCAUAACCUAGAUUCCUCCAAUUAGGGAAAGUUUAAGGUAUUAGAUUUUGCAGCAAAGAAAUCCAGCGAUGAGUCGUGGAAAUUACAAGAACCCGUGUUUGACUAUGCAUCAGCCAUGGGCUUCGCUUCUAGUCCAUGGUAUUAAGCGCAUCGAAGGCAGGUCCUGGCCUGCGCCGAUUCGAGGUCGUCUAUGGAUUCAUGCUGCUAGUAAAGUUCCUGAUGAAGCUACAAUCAAAGCAAUGGAAGCGUUUUAUCAAGAAAUUUACACUCUUGACGGGAUCACCGAUAUUCAAUUUCCCCAGCAUUACCCAGUUUCAAGAUUAAUAGGAUGUGUGGAUGUUGUUGGCUGUGUCAGCUGCGAUGAACUUAAGAACUGGGACGCUUUAUCUCAAGGGGUGAGGCUUGAAGGACAAACCGAUUUUUGUUGGCUAUGUGAGAAGCCACAGAAACUGAUUAUUCCGUUUGAGAUGCGCGGCUACCAGGGAGUUUAUAACUUAGAAAAUAAGAUUCAUGCCGCGGCAGCGAGAGGUCUUACGCAUUCCCAAACUCCUUUUGCGGUGAAAUUCCCGCUUCCAGACCCAACAUGCACCUUUUCUUUAAAACCGGGUUCUGUUUCCUCUACAACACAAUUGAAGAAAAGACUUAACACAGAACAGCUUCACAGUCUCACAGCUGCAAUUGCGGGCGCACGAGCAGCGGCUACACAAUUUUCUAACAAGGGAGAAUGUCCCCGAACCGAUGAUACCAGUGACUACAUAACUAAAAGCCAGAGCAUAGCUACUGAAGACGAUGCAGAGUCUCUAUAUAACCCGGUUGAUGGUUCUGACCAUACCACAAAUAUGGAAGAAGGAUGUAGCAGAAACUGCAACAAAGUGGAAGAUCACACAAAAUCGACAGUGAACUACAGUGUAGAAUAUAGUAAAAGAAGUGUAGCCACAAGGAGAGCUGACAGGAACACGAGUGUUGGUGAAAGAAGGUUUGAUCCUGGAACUGCCCGGAUUAUGGCUGCUGCAAUAAGAAACCUGAAGCCAUCAUCUUAGGGUCUCCGGGUGCUGCUACUGGUUACGAGAGUUUGCGGAUUAGCGGAUGCAGAUGGUUUUAGUUUUAAGCGUUAUUAGACUUUGAUCUGCGCUUUAAAAGGCGGGACUAUUUUUUGUUAACACACUUAUUAACUCGUAUGUUUGUUUAAUAUGUUCAAGCCUCGGAAUGUGGUUUAGUUUCAACUU